AGAGCAGAAAUAUUCAUAUACCUUCAUAAUAAAUCACAGUACUGCUCAAUCAGUACUUUUACUGCUCAUGGUACUUCAGAGGUUUGGACUUUCUGGCUUUUUGACUUUUCUUUCACCUGUCAGCUCAAAAUGAGGAAGCUGCUCUAUGAUAUAUCAGUGUGAGUGUGUGUGUGUGUGUGUGUGUCAGGAGUUUCCAGUGUGGGCGUGGCCAGGCUGCAAACAGGAAAUACAAGGAAGUACAGAGUGUGUGUAGUUUCUGAGUAAUGUCCCUGAGAGGCUUAUAAAGCAGAGAGGAUCCGCAGAACCUCCGAUCCUCUGUGAGUACCGGGAGUUCUGUGAGAGUUCUCUCAGUACUUCUACUUCACAUUGUACUGCACAUCCAGCCCUUUCAUUGUGAGUACUUUGUGUUGAUGAUACUUCAGUCAGGUUUCUUUGCCGGAUUUUUACUUUCUAGGCACUCUCUACAAAGGAAGUAGAGAGUGUAUUUUCUGAGUCAUUUUCCCACAUGGUCCUGUGAGAGGCUUAACACGGUGCGACUCACUCCCGGAACACACUGCAAUACUUCAUAUACUAAAUACUGGGAGUAUUGGGAGUACCUGAGAUGGAGGCGGUGCUGCUGGACCUGCUGCCCGGCUGCAGCGCAUCCUGCCUCGGCCUCUCUCUGCAGGAUGCCCCCCCCCCUGGUGCUCCAGCUGCACCGGGACAGAAGCGGCUCCACAGCGGAGACUCUGUUCAGGUUCAAACUGACCGUAGAUCAGCUGGGGAUCAGCAGCGUGCGCGUACACACCACUGCGCGCGGCCGCGACGUGCUGCAGCGUUACCAGCAGCUGCUGUUCACGAGCGUGCACACCUUUGAUUACCAGGUGCAUGACGUCUCCUGCUGCCACGCCCCCAAACACUCACCUGGAGGAGGAGAAGAGGUAGAAGAAGAGGUGUCCAGGUUUCUGCAGCAGCUUCCUGCCCUGAGGGGAGACAUCCGGGUCCUGCUGUCACCUGUGAUUCCAGAGGGCUUCGGUCACGGCUUCAGUACUCGUCUGGGCGGUGUUUCCUCUAUCCCCACGCUGUCCUCCCUGAACCUGUUCAGCAGCAGCCUGCGGAGGGACCCCGGGGCUGUGGUGCAGGAGAACCGCCGGAGACUGGCCCUCCAUGCAGGUUUCCACCCCCGACCCCUACGUCUGGUCAAGGUGGACCACGGCAGCGACGUCUGGGUUCUGGGUAAACCGGAGCCCCAGAGAUACGAUUCUGUGGUGACGGAUCAGAGGGGGCAGGUGUUAGCGGCUCCGGGGGCCGACUGCAUGCCCAUCCUGUUCGCUGAUCCGGGGUCGAAGGUCAUCGGAGCCGCUCAUGCUGGCUGGAAAGGAACCCUGAUGGGCGUGGCCAUGGCGACGGUGGGAGCAAUGUUGACGGAGUUCGGUUGCCGGGCGAGCGACAUCGUGGUUGCGGUCGGGCCGUCGGUGGGGGGGUGCUGCUUCACGCUGGACAGGGAGCAGGCGCUCGACUUCCUGAACCUCCAUCCAGACUGCGUUCCCGACCCGGAGGCCGAGCGACCGCACGUCAACAUCCGCCUCGCCAACAGAGUUCUCCUGGAGCGCGGUGGCGUUCUGCCCGGAAACAUCGACGACAGCUCGGUGUCGGAGUGCACUUCCUGUCACCCUGAACUCUUCUUCUCUCACGUCAGAGACGGACCGAACUUCGGCACCCAACUGGGCUUCCUGUGGAUCAAAGAGGAGGGGGAGGGGGGAGAUGAAGGCUGACAGGAGGAGGCACUAAAUAUCUGCAGGUAGAAAUCAGAAUCAGAAAUACUUUAACCCCAAACCUUCUUUUUUUUAAUAGUACUUUAUACUACUACUCCAGGACACACGUUCUUAUGUUCGUAACAAGUUGUUAUAUUUAAAUAAAUGUAUAUCAGGGAAAUGUACGCCUCGUUCUGCUGUUGGAUAUGUUUUUAAGAAUAUUAAACACAUAUAUAUUUUU
Molecule: messenger RNA, 1974 nt
Organism: Eleginops maclovinus (Patagonian blennie)
Lineage: Eukaryota; Metazoa; Chordata; Actinopteri; Perciformes; Eleginopidae
Gene: lacc1
Product: laccase (multicopper oxidoreductase) domain containing 1
Molecular function (GO): copper ion binding
Source: RefSeq, a predicted model, not a curated record